Messenger RNA from Alternaria metachromatica, 1383 nucleotides. RefSeq lists its product as uncharacterized. NCBI's taxonomy places the organism in Eukaryota, Fungi, Ascomycota, Dothideomycetes, Pleosporales, Pleosporaceae. The record is from RefSeq and is a predicted model, not a curated record. The coding region runs from base 1 to 1383 and encodes 460 amino acids. Gene Ontology annotation, molecular function: heme binding; monooxygenase activity; iron ion binding. The transcript has 4 exons.
AUGAACGGAAGGGCCAUACUGAGCGACGCGAGGAAGCGCUACGGCAAGCAGCCCUACAGGUUGGUUGUUGACACAGGCGAAUGUCUCAUUCUGCCUCCUGAGUAUGCAGCAACAAUUCGUAACAGCAUGGAUCUGAGCUUCGCAAAGGCAAUAGAGAAGAACUUCUCGGGAAAUGUCUCCGGCUUCGAGAUGUAUGCUGUCUUGCUCCACGAACAAAGACUUGUGCAGAACGUUGUGAAGGACCAACUUACCAAAUACUUAAACGUCUUGACAAAGCCCCUCUCCGAAGAAGCCAGUCAUGCUCUCGACGUGAUAUUCGGACAGGAUACGGAAUGGAAGGAAACUGUUAUAGCAGAUAGCAUCCUCCAACUAAUCGCCCGUCUCUCCACGAGGGUCUUUCUCGGCGACACCAUGUGCCGAAACACGGCGUGGCUCGAAGCUUCCAAGGCCUACACGGUAGCAAGCUUCACCAUGAUUCUCAAGAUGACAGCCCUCCCAUCCUCUCUCAAGUUCCUCGUUCCCUGGCUCUCCUCCGAGGCGAAGAACGUCUUCAAACACGGAGCCACAUGCCGCGCAAUUCUCACGCCUCUUCUCGCCGAGCGUCGAGCUCUAAAAGCGGAAGCUAGGAGAAACGGCAAACCGGAACCGGUCUUCAACGACAUGAUCGAUUGGUUCGAGCAGAAGAGCGGAGGAAAAGGGUAUGACCCAGCUCUCUACCAGCUUGCGCUAUCUUUCGUAGCGAUACAUACGACCAGUGAGCUACUAACACAUGCUAUAACCUUGCUGGCGGACGAACCGCACUACGUUGCGGCAUUACGGGAAGAGAUCGUGAGGGUACUGACAGCCGACGGGCUGACCAAGGCGGCGCUUGCAAACCUCACGCUGAUGGAUAGCGCAUUGAAAGAAUCGCAGCGGUAUAGGCCCGCUGCAUUCUUAACAAUGCGUCGUCAAGCCCGACGCACCGUCGUCCUCCCCGACGGCCUCGUCAUCAACAAAGGCGAACAAAUUGCAGUCGACGGCUUCAACAUGUCAGACCCCACCGUCUACCCCGAUCCACACAAAUACGACAUAUACCGCUACCAGCGCAUGCGCGCCAGCACCGACCGCGCCACAGUCAGCCAAGCGCAUCUCGUUUCCACCGGUCCCAAUAAUCUGUCAUUUGGACAUGGCGCACAGGGCUGCCCAGGCAGGUUCUUCGCUGCGAAUGAGAUGAAGAUUGCUCUGUGCCAUUUGCUGCUCAAGUACGAUUGGCAGUUGGCUGAGGGGACGGAUCUGGAAUCGAGGUUCUUGUUUGGCGAGACGGAGGCGCUGAGCAAGGGGAAUAAGUUGAGGUUUAGACGGAGGAGGGAGGAGAUUGAUUUGGAGGGAUUGGCUUAUGUGUGA